Molecule: messenger RNA, 1725 nt
Organism: Linum trigynum
Lineage: Eukaryota; Viridiplantae; Streptophyta; Magnoliopsida; Malpighiales; Linaceae
Source: the annotation of a GenBank genome assembly
AAUCACAUAAGAUCGUUAGGAUCAACAUUAACAUCACUGACACAUCAUCAUCAUCAUCCUCAACCUCACCCUCACUCUAAUCGUUUUUGUUUGUUUAAGGACUAAUAUCAUUACUCUUAUGAUCACUUGAAGUACUUUCACCAUUAACCAUAUUUCCUUGAUUAUCAUCAUCUGGAAAAGAUAACUCAUUGAUUGAUGCAUUCCCUUCUUAAUUGAUAAAAGGUCGGGUUAGUGGUGCUGAAGGAUUGGGAGAUGAACAAAAGCUUGCAAUGUAAUGGAGAUUUGGAUUAUUGUGAGGGUGGUGGGAACAAAUUACAAGCUAAUUGGGAGGCUGGAAGAUAUCGUUGAUGAAAGGAGUAGGGCGCCGACAUGCGAAAGAGGAAGAUACGAGGAAGAGAAUGAAAAUAAAUUGAGAGUUAACUCUCAGGUUGGGGUUGUGUUGUUCAUUAUGUUGGGUUGGGGAAAGUAAAUUUGACUCGGUUCAUGGGCAUAACCCAACUUGACCGGCCUAAUUUUGAUCCAAUUGAUAUGAACCUUGAAAUCGUACAAAAUCGUAGAAAUCGUAGAUUUUAUGGAUUUUAGAGUUUUAAAUCGGGAUUUUAUGGGAUUUUAAGGUUCAAAGAUUUUACAGUAAAAUCAGGAUCGAAACCCAUAGGUAAGAUCGUAAAAUCGUAAGAUUUUAAGAUUAAAAUCGGGAUUUUGACUACAUUGACCAACCCCCCAUUCCCACUACCACCAAACAUGCGCUUCUUCACCCUCUCUGGCGCGCCGCUAUGACGGAGGAGCAUCGUGCUCUCCUCAAGAACCAGACCUGGAAGAUGGUACCCCGUUCCCCCACCAUGAAUGUGAUCUCAUGUAAGUGGCUCUACCGGAUCAAGACAAAAUCAGAUGAUUCGAUUGACAGGUACAAGGCCCGCCUUGUUGCCCGCGGAUUUCAGCAACGUCCCGGACUUUAUUUUGGCGACAUAUUCAGUCCUGUCUUAAAACCAACUACCUUACGACUGAUCAUGUCUCUUGUUGUCUCUCACAAAUGGCCAGUACGCCAACUGGACAUUGCCAAUGCAUUUUUACAUGGCACUUUGACUGACGAUGUAUUUAUGCAGCAACCACCAGGUUUUGUCGAUCCCGACCGUCCCGAUCAUGUCUGCCAUCUCCAAAAGUCUCUCUAUGGCCUCAAACAGGCGCCGCGAGCAUGGUUUCACUGCCUCCGCCGAGCACUCAAGGCUUAUGGGUUUCAUGGGUCGAAGACUGACACCUCUCUGUUUAUUCUCUGUCGUGGCUCAUUGCGGCUACAUGUCCUCAUAUAUGUCGACGACAUUCUCAUCACCGGUAAUCAGCCAUAUGCAUUGCAAGCACUCAUACUCUAUCUCAACAAGAAAUUCGCAGUCCGGGAUCUUGGUCGUCUCUCUUAUUUCCUUGGGAUUGAAACCCUCUGGACUCCUCGCGAGCUGGUGCUGUCCCAACGCAAGUACAUUAAUCAUAUCCUUGCUCGUGCAAAAAUGUCUUCAGCCAAUGUCCUCUCCACUCCGGCGGCCACAACCACCUCCAACCCGGACUCCAUGCUUUUUCCGGACAUCACACUCUAUCGGCAAAUUGUGGGCGCAUUGCAAUAUCUUCAGUUCACCCGUCCCGACAUUGCUUAAGCUGUGAAUUACUGUGCCCAACAUAUGCAUCAGCCUCUUCAACAUCACUGGACAGAUGUCAAACGCAUCUUACGUUAUCUUC